Molecule: messenger RNA, 1095 nt
Organism: Strongylus vulgaris
Lineage: Eukaryota; Metazoa; Nematoda; Chromadorea; Rhabditida; Strongylidae
Source: the annotation of a GenBank genome assembly
AUGAAGGAGAAUAUCUUGGAACAGAUUAGUGAAUACUUCUCAAAAUGGCGACCGCUUGAUCCUGAUCACCUCAUUUAUGGCGUAGACUUAAUGAAGGAGUGGCGUGAUAUUUUGGUGGAUGCUGAAAAUGUCUCAAUGUUUACAGAUCGCCUUAGUGCAUACGAUAGACUUUUGUGGGAAGGAUGGUUACCCUCACUUCGACGCGCUUCUUUGAGUUGGGACCCUCGCGAUCACAUGGAGCCGAUGUUGCGGAUCAUUGAGAUAUGGCUACCCGUCCUUCCUGAGUGGAUGAAGGAGAAUAUCUUGGAACAGGUAAUAAUUCCUCGAAUAGAUGAUCGUGUAUCAUCAUGGGAUCCGCUUACUGAUAGCGUGCCCAUACAUUCAUGGCUUGUACCUUGGCUAGCAGUUCUUGGUGAUCGUUUGCAACCCGUUUUAGCGCCUAUACGGCAGAAGUUAGCUAAGGCGCUGAGGCUUUGGAAUCCCACUGAUCACAGACUUUUCUUUUCAACUAUUGGAGAUACUUUUAGUGCAAUGGCUAUCUUGAAGCCGUGGUGCGGUGUUUGGACACCGGCAACAAUGUCAGCAUUUUUAGCGCAGAAUGUAGUGCCAAAAAAAUGCCUGGACACAGUGAAUCUGAAUCCCAGGGAGAACAAAAAGUAUGAGGAGUGGUAUUCGUGCAUGUUGUGGAUAGGCAUGAUUUCUCCGGACACUAUGGCCAGCGUUGUAACGAAGUACUUCUUUCCCAGGUGGUAUGCGGCCCUCUGUCAAUGGCUUGACUCUCCUCGAGCGAUAUUGAAUGAAGUGAAGAUGUGGUAUAGGGAGUGGGAGCAACGGAUACCACCGCAGAUUAGAGAUUAUCCGACCAUCAAAGAAAAUCUACGAAGAGGCAUGGUGGCUUUAAUGGAAUCAUCACAAGGCUUACGGGUUUCCACCGGUCCACCACCUCCACCUCUUACCCAAGGUGUGCCUCCACCACCCCCACCAGCAGCUAUGAGGCCUGGCCUCGGUGUUCCUAUGAAUCCACAACUGUCACUAAAGGAAAUUCUUGAAAGAAUGGCAGCUCAGCAUGAUCUCACUCAUAUUCCGCAACGUGAU